Molecule: messenger RNA, 636 nt
Organism: Carassius carassius (crucian carp)
Lineage: Eukaryota; Metazoa; Chordata; Actinopteri; Cypriniformes; Cyprinidae
Product: neuropeptide-like protein C4orf48 homolog
Exons: 4
Coding region: 150-452 (100 amino acids)
Source: RefSeq, a predicted model, not a curated record
UUGUAGGACUCCAUCCUACGGUGCUCCGCGAAGGACAAUAGACCUCGAAAACUCAAUCGACAAUCCGCAGUGAAACUGCGUCCUGAAUGGCGGUGGUUUGAUUAACGGUGCUACCGUCUUUAUCAGAGACUACAGGUUUUGUGUGUACAAUGAUGCUGCGCGACAGGAUAAGGCCAAGCGGAGCUCCGGCGACAGUGAUGCUGCUGCUGCUGCUGCUGCUGAUGAUGAUGCAGCUCCUCUGUUUCAAUCCAGUUCAUGCCGAGGAAUCAGGGACGGUCAUUCCUGCUGAGAGCCGGCCAUGUGUUGAUUGUCAUGCCUUUGAGUUCAUGCAGAGAGCCUUGCAAGACCUGAAGAAAACAGCUUUCAACUUAGACUCACGGACGGAGAGUUUGGUGCUGAGGGCCGAGAGGAGGGCACUGUGUGACUGCAUGCCUGCCAGCAGCCUGCGCUAGAAACCAGCUGUACACACUGCAUUCAGACAUAGAAAUCUUUAUAUAACUUAAGGAUACUACCUGCUCUCUCGGUCAUACACACUAUCUCAAACAUGUUUCCCGUCACAUUUUACAUAAAGCAUUUUAUCUUUCAUUGUAAUAUGUGCAUAGAGCAUCAUAAAUACACAUUCCUGACUAAAGACGU